CAUCAAUGGAUUAACAUGUAUUUGGACUUAGUACUAUGACCCUUUGUAUAUAAAUAUGAAACUGCGCAAACAACUUUAGAGUUAGUAAAAAUUUAUCAGCGCAACUGUCCACAUUGUUGGACCUGGACAAUAAUCAUGGAAUUACGUUUAGCCGUGAUUAGUGUCUUAGUGGCCAGUGCUUUAUCAGGACCUGUAAAGAAUCUCAAUUCAAACACACAAUGUGCCGCUCAAUGUACAAGUAAAAACAAAUUUGGUUACCGUGUUGGUACUAUAUAUGAAUACUCAUAUGAAGCAGAAACAAAAACUGGUAUACAAGGUUCCACAGAGGAACAGGGUGGCAUUAAAAUUACUGCUACAGCUGAAAUAGAAAUUUUAUCAAAAUGUGAAUUUCUUCUUACAGUAAAAAAUUCCAACGUUCUUGGAUCUGACCCUGACUACCCACGUCAAUUCAAACAACAUCCUCAAAGAAGUGAAUUCCAGACAGAAUUAGAAGGUAAUUCCUUGCGAUUUUCAUUCCAAGAUGGAAUUGUUGAGGAACUGUGUCCAGAGGAUGGUGAUUCUGAUUGGAGUCUUAACUUCAAACGAGGUAUACUGUCUGCUUUCCAGAACAGUAUGGACUCUCUGGACAUGGAUACAGAGGUUACAGAGACUGAUGUAUCUGGAAAGUGCCCAACAACAUACAGAGUUAAACAAGAAGGUUGGCGAACAGUGAAGGUGAAGAAAACAAAAGAUCUUGUUAGCUGCUCAAAUAGACAUGGUUUCCAGACAUCUGCACAGGCCACAAUUUACAGUAUUCCGUCAAGUGUCCAGUCAUUACCAUUGCUAAAGAGCUCACAAGAAUGUGACCAAGAUAUCAGUACCGAAGGUCGUAUAGAAAGUACAGUCUGUCAUGAAAUACAUUUCUUCCGUCCAUUUUCUAAAGGAAAUAAUGGAGCCAUGACUGAAGUUAUUCAACACCUAAAAUUUGUAACCCAGAAACGUGGAGGACAACUUAUUACAGAUUCAGUAACUAAACGUGAAAGUAUGUUGUACCAUCACUACAAUACCGAAAUUAAAACUUCAAACAAGAAAGACGUAGCCAUAAAAAAAUUAACAGAACUAUGUACAUCUACUAAGGAUGGCAUUACAGCAGAAACACCAAAACUUUUCUCAGAACUUGUAUAUGCCUUGAAGGAACUGAACAGUAAUGAUCUCACUGAGGUAUAUGAACAGUCACAAAUAGAUUCCUUCUGUAUUGACAAUAGUGAGAGAGUCAAGAAAUUCUACAGUGAUGCUGUGCCUAUGAUUGGAACAACAGCUGCAGUAAAACAAAUUGCCAAAUUGAUCCUAAACAAUGAUAUUACUGGAAGAAUGGCCGAGAUAUGGUUGUCAUCUUUGUCUCUUAUUCAAAAUCCUUCUAAAGAAAUGCUAACAGAAAUAUCUAAAUUAAUGGAUUUACCAGAAGGAACAAGAGUUUAUCUACCAGCUUCUGUCAUGGUUAAUACUUAUUGUAAGGAGAACAAGAAUUGUGAAAGUAUUCCAGAAAUUGAAGCAAUAAUCAACAAACUACAACAAGCUGUUGGAAGUAGCUGUAUUGUUACAGAAAACAACUAUUUGGAGGUGAUAACCAGCUUGAGAGCAAUUGGUAACAUAGAAUAUGCUGACAGAUUGGUUUCCACAGUAAAUGCAUGUAUUCAGAAGAAAACCAAUGAGAUGGAAAUCCGUGUUGCAGCUGUAGAAGCAUAUAGAAGAAUGUCUUGUGGUGCUGAUAGAAAUAAUUUGAUGAUACUGUACAGAGAUGAUUCAGAAGAUUCAGAACUAAGGAUUACAGCCUACAUACAGAUGAUGAAGUGCCCAACAGACAACAUCUUAUCCCAGAUCAAGGAAACUCUUGCGAAUGAAGAAGUUAACCAGGUUGGGAGCUUUGUAUGGACACAUCUAACCAAUCUGAUGGAAACCUCAUUAGUUCACAAACAAAAUAUUCAAAGGAUUCUGGAGGAUGAGGUUCUAAAGAAAGAAUUUGACCUUGACAAGAGGAAGUUCUCCAGGAAUUAUGAAUGGUCUUAUUUCUCCGAAAGAAUGAAUGCUGGUGCUGGAUUGGAAAGUAACCUUGUAUGGUCACAAAAAUCUUUUGUCCCUAGAUCUGCUAUGGUUAACUUAACAGUUGACUUAUUUGGACAUUCUGUUAACUUGUUUGAGCUUGGAGGACGUGUAGAAGGGCUUGAGAAAAUCCUUAUAGAAAAUUUUGGACCAAAAGGAUCCUUUGGGGCUAAACAGGACCUGGCACCAGAACAGAAGUUGAGCAGAGAUGUUGAUUUCAACAAAGUUGGAAGAAUAAGUGAAAAACUGGACAAGACAGAAGAUGAGCUAAAAGGAUCAGUAUUUAUGAGAAUGUUUGGAAACGAGAUCAGUUACUACAACACAAAACAAUCCUCAGAUAACAACAUUGAAAGCAAACCAUUUAAUUUCCUGGAUUUGUUCAUGAACUUAGCCAAUGAACAAGAAUUUUCACAGAAAAUGUCAAAGAUGUUACUAGAUAGCUCCAUCAUAGUACCAACUGUUACUGGACUGCCACUUAACUUGAAGGUUAUUGCCACAUCAACUAUUGAUCUCAAUGCUAAAGGAAAAAUGGAUUUUAGAAGUCCAUCAAAAAGUAUUGUCUUGGAAGGAUCCAUAUCACCAAGUGGGGCUGUUGAAGUAUCAUCUACAAUGAGUAUUGAUGCAUUUGUUACAAAGAGUGGAUUAAAGAUGGUAUCCAACUUCCAUACAAGUACUGCUGUCACAGCCAAGUUUGAAUUAGACAAGAACCAAGAGUUGACAAUGCUGCUUGAUAUUCCAAAGGAAAAGUCAGAAAUCUUGCAAGUCAAGUCACAGUUCUUUAUUGUUCAUGCUGGAACAGAGAAGGAACAACAGAUGAUUGCCAAGGACAGAUUAACAAAGAGAUCGUGUUCUGGAGCAACCAUUGCCAGAGUGACUGGUGUAGAAUUCUGUAUUGAUAUGUCAUUACCAGGAGAUGUACAGAAAACUGAUGCUCCACACUUCCCAUUAACAGGACCAGCAAGAUUUGGACUAGAUGUAUUCAAAAGGGACACACAUACCAGUUACAAAUUUGAGUUCAAAAAUAUCAUGAACAAGAAAAAGGCUCAAGUUAUGAUGUUGUAUGAUACACCAGGAUCACAGGUUAUGAGGAAGACAGGUUUCAAUUUUGAAAUGGAUCAUGAAAAUCAAAAGAUGGAAAUGAGUAUGGUUUCACCUUGGAAAACUGCACAAUUUGAAGGUGAUCUUCAAAAUAAAGCAAAGAGGAAAAGGGUGCUUGCAACUGUAUCAGUUGAUUCUAAGAAGUUAUAUCAAGCAGAAGCAUUUGUAGCCAUAAUUGCAUCAAAAUCAGCCACAACUUAUAAACCAAAGAUAGAAAUCAUUAGACCAGAUCUAGAUCCUAUUGUUCUUGGUGGAGAUAUAGUCUACAGACCAGGAAAGGUCAUGACCUCUAAGCUUGUCCUCACUGGAGCAAUGGAAAAACCUGUAUCUUUAGACUUGAGUGUUAGAUUUACAAAAACCCAGUAUGGAAUGACUGCAACUAUCCUACAUAGCAAAGAUCAGAAAUACACUGCAGAUAUAAACCUCGAGAUGAAUGAAAAACCAAAAAGAAAGCUUUAUAAACCAAAAAUCAUAUUGGCUGUUCCAGGAAAAGAGUUCAUCAAUUUUUAUGGUACCAUUGACUUCAAUGAAAAGAAGGGAAAAGUUAUGCGUUAUGAUAUUAUACUUGACAAAGUACUCAAACAGCCUAUUAAACUUAAAGGUGAAUCCAGUAUUAUUGUAAAAGGUAGAAGAAAUAUUUAUAAAGGAAAAGUAUACUUUGUUGGCCCUCAGAAAAUUACAACCAGAGUGCGUUACCUGUAUGAUAAAAAACUUAGAGCAACCACAACUUCUGUAAAAUUGGACUACAAUUUCCAGAAAAUGUUCAAAGGAUUAAAGGACAGUCUGCAGUUCAACUCUAAACUUUUAAAGAAAACUCAAAAGAGUUUACAGAGAAUUGGUUUUGAUUCGAACUUGAAGUCAGCCAGAUUUGCUGAUUAUAACAACCAACUUAAACUGAAAAUUGACCAUCGUCCAAACUCUAAAGUAGAUGCAGAUCUUACUGUGGAUUAUGGGAAAACCUACAUGUCCAAAGUUAAUAAACACAGACUGUCAAUCUUAACUGCAACAAAAUACAACAUUAAUGAGAAGAAAGGAGCUGGAAUUAUCAACUAUAAUGUCACCUUUCAACUACCAGCUGAGAAACUGGAUUCAUACAUCAGUGGAACACAUAAAUACUCCAAAACUGAAGUAAAAUCAAACCUUCAUCUUCGAUAUGACAACAAAAAGUCAGCUGAUGUUUCCCUUAGUUUGAUGGAUCAGAGUAAAAAAUUAUUCAAAUAUAGUGGUGAUGUGGCUCUCAAAUUCACUGGACGUCAUAUCCAGUUGUCAGGGUCAGCAGUUGAAAAGGAGAAAGAAUACAAUACCAAAAUGAGCAUACAGCACCAAGAAGGUCAUACAUCAUCAUUUAGUGCAGCAUACUCUUUUCCUGAUAAUGAGAAACGUGAAAUUGCUUCAUCGCUGAACAUUGACCAGCAACCUCCAGUAACACUGUCCGGGUCUGCUGUAAUGAACAUAAGAAAACCUGAAGGCACAGUGAAGGUGAAAGUUGACAAGGACUUUUAUGUAGUAUCAGGACAGGGUACCUUUGAUGGGGACAGCUAUGUGACAGCACAAGGAAAGGUAGCAUAUCCAUCUCGUCAAAUUACAAUUGAUACUGAAGGGGGUUUGAAAAAAGAUGAAUAUUCUGGAAAAAUUGAUGUUAACUGGGAUGCAAGGAAUAAACGGGACCUUAAUAGAGUAGUUGUAGAAGGAUCCUUACGUAAUAAUACUGUUGAGGAUUUCACAGUUUCAUCAAGAAUCAUGUAUCCAGGUCGCGACUUAUCUGCCAGAAUUGACCAUAACUCAAAGGAUAAAUUAGACACAUCAGUAUCAGUAGGGUGGAACAAAGAUGAUGCUGUAUCAGCUGCUGUCAAAUUUGAUAAAGAUAUCAGAAAAUAUCGCCGUCACAUUGAGGGAUCAGUAUCAUUAACAACACCAUGGAAACAAAUGCAGGAAUUUAAAAUUGGUGGUAACCAUGCAGAAAAUAAUAAAAAAAUGGCAUACGGGGCAACUCUUACAUGGAACAAAGGCAAAACUAUUGCAUUCCAAUAUGAAUCAAAACUUCCAAUUGAUAAACUAGAUAUUGACAUGAAACUUAGCUUGAAAACACCACUGCCACGUAUCGGUAAUCCUACAUUAAAACUCCAGAGUACCAUAUCAGAUAAUUUGAUACAACAACAGGGAAAUAUAAAAGUCACUUGGGGAACUGAUCAGUUCUUUGAAUUAGAAACCAAUGGUGAUUCCAAUCAUGGAGAUAUUACAAGAAAACUGAACAGAAAUAUUGGUGUUUUGACCUCCUUUGAUGGUUAUAAGGUAAUAACUCUAAACUGGACUCAUUCUGAUAAUUUAGAGAAAUUCUUGUCUAAGGCAAUAUAUAUAAUUGAUGGUACCAAAUAUGAGUAUGUACUGAACAUGAAUCAUGUUAUGGAUGGGUGGAGCAUAGAGAACAAAGGAACUUUUGACAUUAUUUCACCAUUUGAUAGCCUUAAAAUAAAUUGGUCUCAUCUAAAUAAAGAUAAAGAUUUGGAAACAAUAAUUGAUACAAAAUGGAGUAAAGGACAAGAAUUCCAUGCCAAAGCUACAGCAAAUAUAGAAGAGUUUCCAAACCGAAAAUAUACUGCAAACUUAGAAAUGAGAAUUCCUUCAGCUGAAUUGAGCCAUUUGAUUGUUGGACUUGAACAUGAGGAUAAAAUAGGUUAUAUAAAAUCAAAAGGAAAAAUAAUUGCAAAUCGUGAAAACAUAGGGACUGUUACUCUGAACUUUGCCAAGCAGCUUGGAAGUACUGAUUUUGAUUUUAGAAUGAGUAGCAAAUACAUGAGAGAUUUUAUCAUUGAUGGUAAAACAAGACAUGCUCAUCUGCCAAUGACAGGAUUGUUGAAAAUACAGUGGGAACCCUUGAAGCGUAUAGUUUUGGAUGGUUCAAUUCAUUAUAAUAAUAUUGGUACCCUCGACAGUAAAUUGGAAGUAACAACACCUUUCCAACAAGCUCAACGAAUUAUCUUAACAGCAACACACAAAAUGGAUCGUCUGGACUGGGUUGCUGAAGCUGAAUUGGAGUUUGCACCUAUGAGAAAAGUCAGUGCUGCAGUCCGUUACAAUACCGGACUUGAAAAACUUGUCAGACUAGAAAUUACUACACCAUUCCCUCAAUUCCAAAAGUUGAGCACAGGUGCUUAUUUCAAGUUUAUAACACAGCCUAGCCAUUGGGAGAACAAAGUUGAUUUUGAAAUUGUACCUGUUGUUGGUCAAAUAAUGGCUGUAACAACCUGGCAGUAUAAUACUAAGACAAGAGGAACAUUCAGAUUAGAUACACCAUUCCAGCAAAUACCGUUCAUGUCUGCUGAGGUGGAUAGUGAGAUAGUUUUGGGAAGAACAAACUCCAAAUUACUUUUAGAAUAUUUACCAACUCAAAAAAUAGAACUUACAUCAACAUAUAAAUGGGAGAAGUCAAUUACAGACAUUGAUGACUUUGAUGGCUUCAUUUCUAUAAAAACACCAUUUAAUGAUGAUAUCAUUGCAAAGUAUCGUCAGAAAGAAUAUGUAAAAGAUAAAUUAGAAGGUUUCCAUAGACGUGUCCAACUCAAAUACAAACGUACUCAAAACAUUGUCAUUGAAACAACAUUAGGAACAAGACCAAAAAUAUUUGGAAUCAUAGAGGUCAAAAUGCCAGUCAGAGGAUAUGAAACAGUCAAACUUUCAGUUGGGCACAAAGGAACCACCUUGAAAGAUUUCCAUACAACCUUAGAUUAUGAAACCAAUGGAAAGAAAGUAGAACUUGAAGCACUGUUUGAUAUUGUGGGUGACAUCCAAGGUAAAUUAAUGCUAACUUCUCCAUUUGAAACUGUGAAGAUUGCUAAAGUUGAGUAUAGCCAUGUAGGAACUAGUACAAACUUUAAAACUCACGGUGAGACAGUUUUCAAUGAUAAUAAAGUUGAUUCAGAUGUAGUUUUUACACACAAUAAUCAACAGACAACUGGCAGCUUUACAUUUAGAGGUCCAGUGAAUGGAGCAGAUGAUGUGAUACUGUCAUUUAACAAAGAUGGAACAUGGAAGAAGUUUUCUUUCAAUGGAGAAGCGGGUUAUGAAAGUGGCAGUAAAUAUGUUGUUGUCUUAAAACAUAGCUUGGAAGGUAAGGAUGCUGCAACUGAUCUUGUUAUUCAGAAUCCCUUGACUGAGGACAUUAUUAUGAAGGUAUCAUAUGACGAUCGAAGAAAAGGAUUUACCACAAUAAUAGAGGGAUCUGUUGGUACUGAAAAUUCAGUUAAAAUGGUAACAACAUACAAGCUGAAAAACUUUGACCUUGACCUUGAUAUAUCUUUGAAGACAGUUAUUGCUGGUGAAACACAGGAAUCAAACUUAGUGAUUGAACAUAAAGGACAGCUAACAGAUUUCACAUUUAUGGGUAAAGUUAAAACCUCCUAUGCCAAUAUAGAUGAUAAAAUCAAGAUUGCAUUCAAAGGAUCUAAUAAGAUUGAUGAUAUUGAUGCAAAAUUCGAAAUUCAAGACACCUGGAAACCAAUAUCAAUUGUUACUAGAUUGAAAUCAUUCAGAAGAAAAGAUGGUAAAAUCAUUACAGAGUCACAAUAUAAUGACAAUAUCCUGAAAUCUGAGGUUAGUGCUGCUGAUGUUAGAGGUAAAUACACAGGCAAAAUCACAGUUGUAACAAAAAUUAAAGAUUACGAAUAUUUUGAGUUCGAAGUUGAUCACGUCAAUUAUGAGCGUACCGCUAAGAACACAAUUACAAUGAAACCUUUCACCUACAAACCAUUGGUCAUAGAAUCAGACAUUAAGUUCAUGGGAAUCACAAUGUUUGGAGCAGAUGUUAAACUAACCAGUGGUUUUAAAGGCCUAGAGAACAUUGAAGCUAAUCUGGUGCAUAAAGGCAACUAUGAAGAUUUUGAAAGCAGCCUUACAAUUAAAAAAGCAAACAUGGUUCCUAUCAAAUUGGAAGCGAGGUUAAAUGCUGUAAUUUUGUCUAACAUUGAUGGGUCAAUUAAAUUUACAAGUGGAAUAGAAGGAGCGGAAAUGGUUGAAGGGACCUUAAAACACACUGGAAGCAUAGAUGACUUUGCAUGUGAAGUUGUUGUAAAAAUACCAAAUAGAGUACCUGUUCAGUUCAAUGUUCAACUAUCCAAGAAUAUUCCAGGUGAACUGAUAGGAAAGGUAACUUUCACUAGUGACAUUGUUGGUGCUAAGAAUGUUGAAUUUUCAAUAGAACAGCUGUAUAAAAAUACCGAAUUUAAGCAAAGAAUUGUAAUAAGUCCUCCUAACAUAAAGCCUAUAACUAAUUAUAUCAGACUUUACAAAAAAGGAAAUGAAAUAGAAGCAGAAUAUCACUUUACUAGUGAUUUUGAGACCAUUAAAGAUGUUGAUUUUGAGAUGAUUAAAGACUUUAAGAUUACAAUGGCUCAUAAUGGUGACCCAAUGAACUUUGUCAAUACUCUGACUUUCUCUCAUCCAAAAAGUGGGGAACUGAAACUGAUAUCUAAAUUGAACAUCAAUGAUGACUACACAGACAUUACUGGUGAUGUUAAGAUUGAGAGUACUUUGAAAGGAGCAGAGAGACUUCAUCUCACUCUUACACAUGCUGGUGCCCCACAGAAUUUCCGUAACAAAAUCACCAUGCGUCCACCAUUUAAUGAUGAAAUGGAAUUGAGCACAUCUGCAACUUUCAAAAAUAGAGAAGCAUUGGACAUAAGCAUAGACUUUAGCAGUAAGAUACCAAAUGCCGAAAAUGUAGGAUUUUCCACAAGCAACAAGAUAAUUGAUGGAAUAAAGGGAGAAUCACUUACAGAAAUAAAACUUGAUAGUCUUAGAAAGAUCACCAUCGAUUUUGAUGGUAAAUUCCAAUUAGAUACUGAUAAUGCUGAACUGGGAUGUAAAUUUGACAUGAUAACUCCUUUUGAAAAAGUUAAAACUAUCAAUGCAGAAUAUUCAGCAUCCAUGAAAACUAAACGUAAUCUUGAUGAAGCAGUUAGUACCGGAAGAAAAGCACUUCUCUUUAGUCAUAAUGGGGUAAAGUAUUUUGACACACAGGGAACAUUUGAAACGAUUGAUGGAAAAUCAUUCAUUUAUGAUUUUAACAUGGAAGAGCCCAGACCAAUAGAAUUCAACUACAAUGUUCAGAUUGGAGAACCAUAUUCUGUCAAUGUGUAUACAAACUGGGACAAGAUGGACAUCAACAGCAAUAUCAAAAUUGAAAGUAAAUUUGAAAACAUGAAUGACUUUAAAAUCAAGGCAACUCACCCAACUCGUACUGUCAGUCUAGAGGGAGCUUUUAAAGGUGAACUUGAGAAAACUGCCAAACUUAUCAUUAACUGGGAUGAAGAUAAAAACCAGGCUGCUGGUAUUGAAACAAAAUGGCAGGACCAGAGACCAGGUCUGGACAUGAUUGAGGGUUCAGCCAGAGUAAUUACACCUUUUAGGUCAGUUGAGGCUUCUGGGUCUGUCAAUAAAGUGCUGGCAACACAGUCUAUUGAUGGUACAGUUCUAUGGGAUGCCGAUAGUGAUAGAACUAAGAAAGUUACAGUUAAUACAGAGAUGACACCAGACAGUAAUGGAUACAGUGGAAAAGUACAGCUGUUCUUACCAGUAUUUGGAAAGGAACUUACAUUCAGGAGACAACUAACUGAAAAUGAAGGAAACAUUAUACAUGAUGCUAAAACAGAAUUUUCAUACAGCAGUGACCCAUCAAAAACCAUUAUUUUUACCAGCAAACUUGAAGAUAUAUCUGAAGGUGGAUCAACCAACCACAGUUAUACAUUUGGUGUUGCGCAAGCAUUCACCAAAGUUGACACAUCCAUUACAACACAUCUAGGAAGAUCAGAUGACAAAGACUCAGUUGGUAUGUUGAUAAAGUAUCAAACUGCUGAACUUCAGAAAAAGAAUCUUCUUUUGAUGGCUGAGAUUGACAAACUGAACAAGAAACUGAUCUUACUGACUGUUGGUCCAAGGAAAACAAUUGGAAUUGUUGGACAAAUUAAGGGAGACAAUACAGUAACUGUCAAUAUCAGAGGUUUACAUGCUCUGGAAGAUAUUGUAGAAGCUGAUAUUAUCAUUGAUUCAAACAAAAAGGCCAUGGAGUUGCAGAUGAAAUAUGAUAGAGCAAACCCCAACAACAUGCUCCAUGUUGCUGCCAAGUAUCCAAGUAAAACCAACUUUGAGGCCCAGAUUUACAGAACUGGUGAUAAACCACAGAUAACAGAUAGUGUCAUCAAAGUUAAUUUGAGAACAACAAGAAUUCUUCACUCUAAACUUACAUGGAGACCAAGUCUUUUCAAAGACCUGAUGCAAUUUGGUGUUGAUACAAUUGAACAUUAUGGAAAAUCAGCCAAUACAGAGUUUAUUGCAACUGCCAAUGAUAUGGAAAAGGAGGUUUCUGCCAAAUUUGAUGCAAUCUCUGCUGAACUGGAAAAAGAACUUACACCAUAUAUCAACAGCAUGACAAGAUCACUACGUGUUGUCCAGAAACAACUGAAAAAGGCCAAAGAUCAAAUGGACAAGAUGUACAAAGCCAAUGAUAUGUAUGUUAAGGAUGUUACUGAUGGUAUUAGACAGAAAACAUCAUCUAUGAUGGAACUUUAUAGAAAGACAGUGACAGAAAUGAAGGAUGCAGUGAAUAAUUUGAGAAAGAAAUUGGAAGAAUUUAAAGAUUUGAAGACUUAUCCAUUUGAUGCUAAAUAUAAAGAAUUUGUUAACAAUGUAGCUUCCGGAAUGCAGUCAUUCAAGCAAGAAAUGGUUGACUUCUUAAAGACAGAAAUGGAUACUGUGACACAGAAAAUGAAAUCAACUGUAGAAACAUUCAGAAAAGACGUAAAGACACUGACUGAUAAAAUCACAAAGGAAGUGGCUGGUGUUCUUGACAAUGUCUUGGAGAAAGCUGAAAUUAAAGAAUUGAUGUCAUAUGUUGACGAUAUCUUGAAGAACCUGCCAGACUCUACUAACCUACCUGAGAUAGACUGGCAGUACUACAUCAACAAGAUCAAUAAGGCAAUCAAAUACAAACUGUCCAAGUUAGACCUUUCCAAAGCUUAUAAUGAAGUAGUAGAGACAACAAAGAAUGCUGUGAUGAACCAACUUGAACCAAUCAUGCAAGACGAAAAAGUCAAGGAAAUGAAAGAAUUGGCUGAUCAGUUGCAGAAAAAGAUAACAUGGGCCUACAAACAAUGGAACAUUGAGAGAACUAUAAAGGGUUACCUGAUUGAACUGUACAAUGAAUUCCAGACAUACAUCAAAGAGGAUAUUGCUAAUCUCAAAUUCCUUCACUGGGAUAAGAACAGAAUCAUUGCAUUUGAUCCUGAGAAUGGAAAUGUUGAAUUUGAAAUAUAUCUGCCAACUCCAGCUGACACUUUAGAAAGUCUACCUAGGUUCAACUUUCACAAAUAUGUUGGUAGAUUUGAUAGGGCCAUUAAGAAGAUAGACAACUUAGAUUUGCCAAAAAUGUUUGACUUUAGUUUCUGGGACUUCUACUACAAAUAUAAACCUUCAUGGAAUCCAAGAGACUGGGUGCCUCCUUUUGACACCUUUGCCUUGGUAGCAGGAGACCAACAUUUCAUUACUUUUGACCAGAGACAGAUUGACUUUGGUGGACGCUGUAGUUACAUUCUGGCCAAAGACAUGGUAGACAACCAGUUCACAGUGAUAAUGAACUAUAAUGGUAAAAGAAGACCAGGAAUGAAGUCUUUAUUAGUAUUGGCUGAAGGAAAGUCUGUAGAAAUUGCUCCAGAUUUCUCUGUUAAACUUGACAACAGACCAACAGAACUACCCAUAAAAUAUCAAAAAUUGAGUGUAAUAAGAGAUGGAAAUCUUAUACAAGUUAACACUGGACGAGGACUAGUCAUCAGUGGGAACCUUGCCAACCAGCACAUUGCUUUUGUGCUAAGUGGAUGGUAUUUUGGAAAAGUGGGUGGAAUGCUAGGUAGCUAUGACAACGAACAAUAUGAUGACAUGAUUGACAGAGAUGGACAGGUUUCAAAUGAUGUUAAUGUUAUGGCUCAAACAUGGGAAGUUGGAAACAGAUGUAGGAAUCCAGCCAAUAUUAUAUCAGAAGUCAGAAUUGAAGAAGGACAAAAGGGUUUUAUGAAAUGCUCAAAGUUGUUUGUAAAUUCUGAUUCCACUCUCAGACCUUGUUUCAGAGUUGUUGAACCAGCUUACUUUAUGAAAGUAUGCAUGGCAGAGAUGCAGACAUCAAAGGGAGAUGGUUGUAAUGCAGUGUCUGCUUAUGUCAAACUGUGUCGUCAGAAUGAUGUAAUGUUGUGGGAGCCUAAAACUUGCAUAACUUGUGAAACACCAAACAAGGAGAUGUAUGAAAGUGGAGAAUCAAUUAAACUUUCCCCAUCCAGUGAUGACUACCAUGUACAGAAGUCAGCAGAUGUUGUCAUGGUUGUAGAACAAGUCAACUGCAAUUCUAACCCUGCCAGCCAUCUUGGUGACUUAGUUGACAAGCUUGAACAAGCUUUCGCAAAGAAUGGAAUUAAGGACAAUAGAUAUGGUUUGAUUGGCUUCGGUGGUACACCAAGAUCUGCUUUUGGUCGCAAGUCUGCUUCAUCAACUCAUACUUUCGAAGGUAGCAUUUUCAGCGAAUCAAAUAAUUUUGCCAAAGGAAAAGAGACACUGAAAUUCAGCUAUCAUUUCACUGACCCAAUGGAAGCCAUUAUGACUGCAGCUGACAUGCCAUUCAGAACAGGAGUUUCCAAGACCAUUGUCCUUCUCCACUGUGGGGAAUGUUCUGAUUCUAAGAAUGUCAAUUACAACUAUCUGAAAAAUGUCCUGUUAAAUAGAGGAAUAACUCUACAUAUAAUCAGAGAUGAGGACAUUAGACUACAAGGAAACAGCAGUCCAAAAAAUGUUAUAAUGGGUUUUGAUAGUACAAAGAAAUAUAUGAUGAAGCCAAUGAAAGAUACCACAUCUAAUGAUAUCCAGAAACCAGAAGAUUCUUGUGUUUCAUUGUCCAUGAAGACAGAUGGUUCAGUGUUUCACUCUGAAGGAUUAACUAGCUCUAAGAUUCGUGACAGGAAGUGGUUUCUGAACACUGUUAGUAAACGUAUAAGUGAGACAGCAGUACCAGAUGAUUGCCAAGUCUGUCAAUGUGUGGCUGAUCAUACUGGAAUGGCCAAAUCUGUCUGUAGAACAUGCUAUACAAGUGUUUCAGACUAUUUACCAAAAUGGUGGAGCACAUGGAAACAUCCCUCAAAGAUUCAAAACCAGUUUGAUAAAAACUUUAAGGAAUAUUUUGGAGAUGACACAUGGAAAAUCCUGAGCAACUGAAGCUUUUACCUGCCAGAAACAGUAUGAAAAUUAAAAAAAAACUAUUUGUGAAUAUAUGUGUUUUGCUAUGUAAAUUAAUCAAUCUGAAUUUUGGAUUAUUUUUGUAUCAGUAUUAUAAACAUUUGUAGGAAACAUUUAAAAAAAAUAAAAAAUUUUGAACAUGAUGUCACUAUAAUUAUUCUUUAAAGAUUCUUAAACCUUGUAUAUUGUAGACAAAAGAAUAAAUGUGUGUUUUAAAAAAAAAAUAUGUGUAUUUGAUGUAAACAGAACUAUAUGAAAAAUAAUUUAUAUAUAGUAUUUUUUUCAUUGAUGAAUAGACUAGAAUUAAUUUCUGACAUUCCAAAAAUAAAUAUUUUCCAUUUCAAAUUUUAAGACUUGAGCAGUUUUAUAUUUAUAUUAGGAUACGUUUUACUACAGGAACAUCAACUAAGAUAGGGAUAUCAAGAUUAAAAAUCAUUGAAUGUUAAAUAGACUGUCCAUACAUGUUUCAAACAGUCCCUAAGAAAUUUUCCUGAGAAUAUUUGAAGAAAUAAUUUUUCUUUACCUGUCUGCCUUUAUUAGGCAAGUAUAAAACAUGAAAUUGCUCAAUCAAUAUAUAUACUCAUUUUAAUCAUCUAAAUACUCACUUCAUGUGAUAUGUUAUUUUACAAAUUAUUACUUGUACUUAGAAAAAAAUGUAUUCUCCUUUAAAUAAUUUUUGUUUUAUUUUGCUGUUUAGAAUUGGUAUAAUGAGCCAUUGAUUUGUGUGUCUUCGUUUUAAUCUUGUAUAUAGUUAAGAUUUAUUUAUUAUGCAUUUCAGUUAAUAAAAUUUGUGAAAAGUGA
This is a messenger RNA of Mytilus californianus (California mussel), 14244 nucleotides long. RefSeq names its product apolipophorins-like. The transcript has 37 exons. The record is from RefSeq and is a predicted model, not a curated record. Gene Ontology annotation, molecular function: lipid carrier activity. Bases 136 to 13422 code for a protein of 4428 amino acids. Gene Ontology annotation, biological process: lipid transport. NCBI's taxonomy places the organism in Eukaryota, Metazoa, Mollusca, Bivalvia, Mytilida, Mytilidae.